CUGCAAAGUCGCUGUGAAGAAGAGCUGAAUCAGGGCAGUCUUCAAUGAUUCAGUAUGAAACAAGACAUUAAGUACUAUGGGUUGAGGAACCAAGGAGCAACAUGCUACCUGAACAGUAUUCUGCAGGUUCUGUUUAUGACCAAGGAGUUCAGAGAGGCUGUAGAAAGAUGUCCUAUAGACCAUAAAGAUCGCAUUGAUGUUCAACUGCAUAGUUUGUUUGAAAGUUUAAAGGAAAGAACAUCAGAAACCAGAGACGUAACAAGAAAGCUGGGGAUAGAAAGAGUUUAUGAACAGUAUGAUUCUGGUCAGUACUUUGAGAAGAUUUUAUCUAUGGUCAGUGAUGAAGCAUCAAAGGUAUUUAAAGGAAACCUGACCCACAGGACUGUUUGUGGUGGAUGUUCUGCACAUACUGAAGAAGAUGUGCCAUUUUGGUAUCUUUCUCUUCCACUGAUGGAUUCUAGUGAUAAAAACUACAGCGUGGAGGACGCCAUCGAGGAGUUCUUAAAGGAUUCAGAGUUUAAUGGAGAUGACCAGCUGUACUGUGAUGAGUGUGAAGAAAAACAUGACACUACUGUUAAAUACAAACUAAAGCAUAAUCCAGAGGUUUUGAUGCUGCUGCUGAAGAGAUUUGUAUACCAACGCCGAUCCUACAUUAAAGACAGCCAUGCUGUGGAUGUUUACUACACUAUCAACGUACCUGAGAAUCAGACAUAUGAACUGUACGCGUUGGUGGAACACUUUGGGACUCUGAAAGGUGGACAUUAUACAGCAAGAAUCAAACCUCAGGAUGAAGAAGGAUGGUUUGAGUUCAAUGAUUCCUCUGUUACAAUGAUGUCCCAACAAGAGACAUUCGAGAGAUCCCAGAGUGCAUAUCUUCUGUUUUACAGGAAGAAAAGCAAGAAGAAAACAGGCUUCCUAUCAUUUAAUACAGGAUUUAUUUCACGUUGGUUUUCUAAAGUAAAUUUCUUAUGGUUCUCAUUUGUUAUUGUAUCUGGAUGUGCCUUGGUGUUUUUAAUCAAACGGAGAAAUAAUUUUUUGCACUUUGUCUAUGCAAGCGACACAGUUAGUUUUAGACUUUAUUUUAAUAGGUUGUUUGCUUUUCCUUUUCUUGGUCACCUUCCUCACUUUAACUGAUCUGAUGCUUCCAUAUGUCCACACAGUUCACCUGAUAAUCCACAUCAUGUUCUUGUGUCACUCAUCAGCCCUCCCGGUAGUUAAAUAAUACAAUUUUUUCCCCCUCUGUGACAGACGAUUUCAUUCAUCUAUGACUGCUCUCCAAGUUCUGCUGGUCAGUUUCUAUCACAGUUCUCUAAAUACUUACGUUUUUUAAGCUCUUUUAUUAACACAUUCAUUCAGCAUCCACUCUGUCUGGAAUAUCUGCCUGCCUUUUAAGACUAAAUUGUUUUCCAAAAUAUAAAAAUAGAAAGUAAAAGAUGACAUAUUAUCAAACAAAGAUUAUUUUAAUUACAGAGAUAAAAAACGAAAAAACUAACUUAUAAUCUAUUUAUUGAAAAUAUUACUUUGCCUGAGAGGCCUGCAGAGUUGAUUUAGAGAAUCAUUUAUAAUGAAUCUAAUGGACAGGCAUCACCUGAGCACAAAUCUGUUUAAAGCUUAAACAUUUUA
Cyprinodon tularosa is the source of this 1623-nucleotide messenger RNA. Its product is annotated as ubiquitin carboxyl-terminal hydrolase 47-like. The record is from RefSeq and is a predicted model, not a curated record. Lineage: Eukaryota; Metazoa; Chordata; Actinopteri; Cyprinodontiformes; Cyprinodontidae. The coding region runs from base 55 to 1134 and encodes 359 amino acids. The transcript is spliced from 10 exons. Gene Ontology annotation, cellular component: cytosol; nucleus. Gene Ontology annotation, molecular function: cysteine-type endopeptidase activity; cysteine-type deubiquitinase activity. Gene Ontology annotation, biological process: protein deubiquitination.